UCAGUCUGCAUAGUCUCGAGUCAGUCCCACUGAACUCACUGGAUUUACUUCUGAGUAAAUAUGCCAAAGAGCAGGCUGCAGAAAGCUUAUUUGUGGCACUCUGAAUUGCAAUUGAUUUACUAACUCAGACUUAUAAAUCUCUGCGUAUGGAGGAAGUCUUGACCAUAUGGUAGCAGUGAGCAGCUGUACUAACUAUUCUUCAGUAUGGUUAUGAUCCCAACACCAGCUCAGUCAAUAAUAGAAAAGGGGUGGAGAGAGGAAACGGAGCGUUUGUGUGGUGCAUGCAUUUUUCUCUGCAGCAUCCAAGCUGUCUCAUAUCUUACUAGAAGCAACCGUUCCUAUGCUUCACAGAAUACUGUGGACAAAGCAUUACCCAUGGGUGACUAAAAAAAGGACUACUUUGGCUUGGACAGCUCUCUCUCUCCUGUCAAAUCCUCUUGCUACAGAAUUUUUUAAAGCCCCGUGUGCAUUCAUCAAAAGAAUGAACAGAUAAGCUCCAAACUGCAUUUUCUACCACAGAAACUAAUCUGGAGAGUGAAGCAUGGAUAAACUUAAUGGUACUAUACCUGGCAUCGACCACAAUAUUUCCUUACUCCUGUGUCAGCUCGAUUUUGAAAAUUAUACAUUUUACUGCACAGAUCAUCGUCAGCCUUAUAGAGAUUUGGGGCAGACGGUUCGGAUUAUUUUGUAUUCCCUGAUCUUUUUGCUCAGUGUCCUGGGGAACACCCUGGUAAUGAUUGUGUUGAUCCGAAACAAGAGAAUGAGGACUGUCACAAACAUCUUCCUGCUGUCGCUGGCCAUCAGUGAUCUCAUGCUUUGCUUCUUCUGCAUGCCCUUCACCCUCAUUCCCAAUCUCCUGCAGGAUUUCAUUUUUGGAAGUGCUUUCUGUAAAAUUACCAGCUACUUCAUGGGAGUCUCUGUCAGUGUAUCAACAUUCAGCCUAUUUGCAAUAUCUUUGGAAAGAUACAGUGCUAUUUGCAAACCACUACAAUCUCGGGUCUGGCAGACCAAAUCACAUGCCUUGAAGGUGAUUGCUCUGACCUGGUGCGUCUCCUUUGCCAUCAUGACACCAUAUCCAGUUUACAGCAAUCUGGUGUCAUUUACAAAACAUCACAACCGCACAGCCAACAUGUGUCGAUUCAAUUGGCCGAGCGAUACGAUGCAGAGAUCUUGGUACAUCUUCCAGCUGCUCAUUCUUUUCCUUAUCCCAGGGAUUGUAAUGAUGAUUGCGUAUGGUUUAAUCUCCUUGGAGCUGUACAGAGGAAUCAAAUUUGAUGUCAGCCAGAGAAAGUCUUCACGAGAGAGGAAGACAAGCACCACCAGUACCAAAUAUGAAGACAGUGAUGGAUGCUAUCUGCAGAAAAACAAGAAGAAGAAGGUGCCGCUUCGACAGCUUUCGGUAAAUAGUUGCAGCACCAAAACAGAGCGUCCUAGGAGCAGCUGCUCCACUGCUAACUUGAUGGCCAAGAAGCUGGUCAUCCGCAUGCUGAUUGUGAUUGUGAUCUUGUUCUUCAUAUGCUGGACUCCCAUUUUCAGUGUCAAUACCUGGCGUGCCUUUGACAAGGAAUCAGCACAGCUGCUUCUUACAGGAGCACCCAUCUCUUUCAUCCAUUUGCUCUCCUAUACCUCUGCCUGUGUGAACCCCAUUAUCUACUGCUUCAUGAACAAACGCUUCCGCAUGGGUUUUCUGGCGACUUUCACUUGCUGUGCUAAGCGAAAUCGUCCGGUGGUUAGAGCGGAGAUGGCAGAGGAUGAGGAUGGGAAGACUACUGGGGCGUCACUUUCCAGGUAUUCGUACACGCACAUGAAUGUGUCCGCUCCUCCAUGGAUCUGACUGGCAUGAAAUGGGAGGAAAUUAUGAAUUUUUUUCCCUCCUGCAAUUGCUUCAACAUGACAAAUCCAUCUAACACAGUGGUUCUCAACCUGUGGGUCCCCAAGUGUUUUGGCCUACAACUCCCAGAAAUCCCAGCCAGUUUACCAACUGUUAGAAUUUCUAAGAAUUGAAGAUCAAAACAUCUGGAGACCCACAGGUUGAGAACCACUGAUCUAACAUAUCUUUGCAUAAACAUGCUUGAAAAACGUUGAUGUUAUGUAGGAGUAGAAGAUGAACCAAACAAGAAUUUAUCAAAAUUCCCCAGCUUUGAAUUUUGAAGAAUACAGAAGAUAUCUCAGGUAGAAAAGAUAAGUGUAAACUAGAUCGCCCUUGGGUUCUAUAGUACGUCUAAACAAGCAACUCAAAAUCUUACAACACAGUCGAAAAAAUAAGUCUUGUCUUGAUUUUUAGGCCUGUUCCUGGGGUUAUUUGGGGUGCUGAUUCAGAAAAUUGCACUGGAUAGACUACAUCAGCUCUAGCUUCAUAUGUAUGGUGAUUAUCGUUUUCUAUGGGUGAGCAGGGGUGAGCAGUAGAUGGCAUAUGUUCUAUAUCUCAAAAAUUAAAAUGGAUAGAGGGAAACUGGUGCCAUUUUUAGAAUUACCAGGUGAAAUACAGUAGAGUCUCGCAUAUUCAAACUUUGCUUAUCCAACGUUCUGGAUUAUCCAACGCAUUUUUGCAGUCAAUGUUUUCAAUACAUCGUGAUAUUUUGGUGCCAAAUUCAUAAAUACAGUAAUUACUACGUAGCAUUACUGCGUAUUGAACUACUUUUUCUGUCAAAUUUGUUAUCUAACACGAUGUUUUGGUGCUUAAUUUGUAAAAUCAUAACCUAAUUUGGUGUUUAAUAGGCUUCUCCUUAAUCUCUCCUUAUUAUCCAACAUAUUCGCUUAUCCAAUGUUCUGCCGGCCCGUUUGUGUUGGAUAAGUGAGACUCUACUGUAUACCCCAAAACAGGUCUAACGUAUUAGUACAUGCUCUCCAUAACAAGUAACUUCAGUUUUCUAGAUCAGUGAUUUUCAGCCUGUGGGUCUCCAGAUGUUUUGGCCUUCAACAACCAGAAAUCCUAACAGAAGGUAAACUGGCUGGGAUUUCUGGGAGUUGUAGGCCAAAAUACCUGGGGACCCACAGGUUGAUACCACUGUUCUAGAUCAACAUCUAUAGGUUCUCCAAAGCAAAGGCUUAUAUAUCUCAACGUCUGAAUAGUCACAUUCAAAAUCCCACAUCCUCCAACACACAACUAGGAUUAAACAUAAAAAAUCAUGGGUUUUGGUUUUCGUUAGUCGUUUUUCCCCCUUUGUUUUGUUUUUCAUAGCUAUUUUGUCUGCUAGGUUUCAGUGCCCUGAAAUUAUCAGUAUGAAAGAUAAGAACACCUUGGUGUUAAUCAUAAGUCAAUGUUGAUUGGUCUAACCACUGUCAAGCCUACUUCUUUAAAAGAAGAAGAAUGAUUAAUUAUUUUCCUUUUUCAACAAUUCAUCAAUUAGUGUCGGUUUCAAGGUAGGUGCACUCUGAUAAUGCUGAAGGAAAUGGCAAGUCAGAAUUAGUAAACAAAAACUCAUUAGGUGGAAAAAGCAAUCAUUCAUAUUUCUUAUCACAGUUGCACAUCAGAGCAAACAGCUCCAAAAUGCACUUGCACUCGCUCUGGAGAAUCACAGAAUAAACCAGUUGUUCUCAACCUGUGGGUCCCCAAAUGUUUUGGGGAUUUCCCAGAAAUCCUAACAACUGGUAAACUGGCUGGAAUUUCUGGGAGUUGUAGGCCAAAACACCUGGGGACCCACAGACUGAGAUCCACUGGAGUAAACCAAGGCAUUUUGCUGCCUGAGGCACAGCUGGAAAUACCACUUCUAUUUGUUCAUGGCUAACUAUAUUUAAGUCUGUCAUGGUAUUUUGUUCCCCAAGACAGAAUAGAGUAAGUUCUUUUAUGAAACCUUUUAUGAAGCCAGUAACCCAACUAUGUCCAGUGGCCAGUUCCAGUUACACUGUUUACAUAUAUAAAACAAGGAUCCAUCAUAUUUGCAUAAAUUUACAUUUUCCACCCAAGCAUCCCAGCCACCAUAAGACAAUUCUAUGAGAGCUAUAUUUUGUGUAUUUUUAAUGGCUGCUGAAAAUUCUAUUUUCUAUGUAAGCCAUUUGUAUUGUUUCAUGGAAAUAAUUCAGUAUUAUUACUCAUUUCUGUCAUUUCAGUGUAAGUCGGGAUUCUUACCAUUAACACUUCAGUAAUGCAUUGCUUUCAAAUUAUUUCCUCCACACCACCUCAAAGAUCAAAAAAGAUUUCCAACCCCUCAAAAAAUCCACAAAAUAAUGUGCAAAAAUAAUGAGCAAUGCUAUUUGUAACUCAAAAUGUUUGCACUCUUAUGCAAUGCAGAACAAAUCAUCACUACUCCCUAGAAGUGACAAGUAGCACUCUGACAUUUAAUGGAUUAUUUCAAAGUUCUCAGAAUAUAAUGUCUGUAGAAACCUCUUAGCAGAGCUAUAAAUGAACAUACAAUGUUUUGUCUAUAUGUCAUUGGUUGACAACUGUCACUCUCCAGAUGUGUUUGGAUUGGAACAGUCGUAAUCCAUCAUAACUGACUGUAUUAACUCCAGAAGCAACUCAAGUUGCUCCUGAUACAGAAAAAAAAGCUAAUCAGAAGCUAUGGGCCUAAAAUAAUACUGGGGACUAAGCUACCCACCAUUGCUCUCUUAAUAGGACUGAAUGAGCACUACUACCUGGAAAUGCAAAGGAAUUUAAGGUUUUCUUUAAACCCACCUAAAUAAAAGAGAAAUAGGUUAUUGGUGAAAGCUGAGAUGAAAGCAAACCUUGUUGGAUAUUGUAGAUAUAAAUAAAUAGAAGCUUUACCACAGCUUCUGAACCAAAGUUUAUCCUGCAGUGUAAUAACAUGCCACUUCAGUUCAAUAGGUCAAACAGAGCAACAAUAUAUACAGUAGUCUCUCUGGUUUCUUACAGAGAACAGAGGGAAUAAACAGUCCUUUUAAAACAGUCUUUAAAUAUGUCUCAUUGCCUUAGAAAUGAUCAGGCUUCAGAGAGUCGGCAGCCAUUAAUUUCCUAGCUGUUACCUCUUCGCUCUCUGAGGAAAAAUGCCUGUUCAAACCAUUUCUCUCAGCAGCAAGCCAGAGACAUUAGCCAAUCAGAAUGUUGGCUCCUGUCACGCUUAGCCAAUCAGCUGCUGACACAUGUCUUUCCAGUCAACCCAUUACAUCAUGGUGCCUUUUACAGAUCCCCACAAGCCUGACUAGACUUAAGACAAAAUAAGACUGAAUGAGAACAUUUCUUUUUUAAAAUGAUAAUCAUCAUCAUCAUCAUCAUCAUCUUUCUAUUCUUUCUAAUAAUCAUCACCAUCUUCCUGAAGGAACUCGAAGCAGCUUACAAGGCACUCCAGGUGCACAUAUAACAUACAACAGGUAAAAAUGGUAUAAAAGUAUAAAACGAGUCACAUAACAGUAGAUAACUGCUGUCAAUUCACAAAGUACCAAAUGUCAGCUUCAUAUGGGCCAUUUCAGCCUAUGUAGAGUAUCUGGGGAAAUAAGAAAGUGGCAAGGAUUCUGAAAACAUCUUCCCUCCAUGGCAUCAAAAUCUUGCUCUAGGUAUUGCUCCCAUGUGUGAGUGUAUAUGACUUCAAGUCUCCUGUAAACCUAUAAUUUGAAUUUCAUAGGGUUGUCUUAGGCAUGAAAAACUCCAAUGUGGUUUGCCAUUACUUUCUCUGAAAUAUAACCCAUUACACCUGGUAUUUUUGGUGGUUUCCAAUCCAAGUACUAACUCUGAUUAAAUUCCAAGAUCAAACAAGUCCAGGUACCUUCAGGGUGUUUAGCCGUAUUUAUUGUGUCAGAAGCAAAAUGAGGGUACAGUUACAAUGUAUUUAAAAACAUAAAGUUAAAAACUUGGCAUUAUACUAGAUUUCCUUUGACCAGAAGCUGGCCGCUUGGAGUGCCUCUGGUGUUGCUGUGAAGUGAUCCUCCAUUGUGCAUGUGGCAGGGCUCAGGUUGCAUUGUAGUAAGUGGCCUGUGGUUUGCUCUUCUCCACACUCACAUAUUGUGAACUACACUUCGAAGCCCCAUUUCUUAGGAUUAGCUCUGCAUCUCAUGGUGCCAAACUGGUAAACUGGCUGGGAUUUUUGGGAGUUUGUAGGCCUAAACACUUGGGGACCCACAGGUUGAGAAGCAUUGAUUUAAGGCUUUGGCUUGCUGACUGAUAUCUGAACAGAAGAUGGACCGGAGAUGUCAUUGCCUUGGUCCUUUCAUUAUUGGCUGCUACUUCCCGACGGAUGUCAGGUGUUGCAAUAAUGGCUAAAUAGUAUAAUUUCUUCAGUGUUUAGCCACAAAGGAAAGGAAUUUUAGCUGUUGCUUCUCACCUUAUUGGAUUAUUGGGAACAGGUUGUUUGGUUGUGACUGCUUAUUUUCUUUUUGCUAGUUCCUGUUCAAAUCUUGGGUCUGAAAGUUUCCGUCAAAGAAAAUCCAUGGGUAUCUAAGAUCUCUUGCCAUUAGUUACUUGGAUGAAACUAAAUAGGGAGGCCUUAGUCUAUGCUGAUUUCUACUACAGGUGCAAAAGAGUUGUUAAUCUAUAUUAAUGCUAAUGAGUACCAAUUUACAAUGGGGAAACAGUGAAGGUUCUGUGUGUUGUUGAAGGCUUUCAUGGCCAGGAUCACAGGGUUGUUGUAUGUCUUUCGGGCUGUGUGGCCAAGUUCCAGAAGUAUUCUCUCCUGACAUUUCACCCACAUCUAUGGCAGGCAUCCUCAGAGGCUGUGAGGCAAGGAUAAACUAGGCAAGGAAAGGAAUAUAUAUAUAUAUAUAUAUAUAUAUAUAUAUAUAUAUAUAUAUAUAUAUCUGUGGAGAGUCCAGGGUGUGGCAAGAGUCCUUUGUCACUGGGAAACCAGCAUUAAUGUUUCAGUUAAUCACCCUGAUUAGCACUGGAAAGGUUUUCUGAGGAUGCCUGCCAUAGAUGUGGGCGAAACGUCAGGAGAGAAUACUUCUGGAACAUGGCCACACAGCCCGAAAGACAUACAACAACCCAGUGAAGCUUCUGUUGGCCAGUUCAAAGGGGUGGCCUUUGUAAAACCAAGGUAAGCUACUCUUAGUAAACAUGGUGAGCUAGAGUAUAUUGAAACAAAAGCAAAAGCAUGACAACAGUCAUUGUGUUCUUUCCCCUAAAGUCUUACAUUGACUUUUUUGUUUUUUGUUUGAUGACUUGAAUUAUAGUGUUCUGUGGAUGUCUCAUAAAAAUGAGUGAAUGAAGGGAUCAUCAUCCUUUGUUCACUCAUUUUGUGGGACAUCCCCAGAAAGCUGCAAAUAAAACUAUAUAUGUUUGUGUGUGUGUGUGUGUGUGUGUGUGUGUGUGUGAUGCAGAGCACAAAAUUUCCAACAAAUACAAUGUAAUCAGUUGAUCUCCUUUAAGGCAAGAAAAAAUGCAAAGAGGGCCUCUGCCAACUUGCUCCCUGGAGCAGCAAGGAGGAUAUAAAAAGAAGGGCUGAAACUCUAUGGAGAGGGAGAUGGGGGGUGACGGUGGGGGAAGAUAAGGGGGUCUACAUUAAUUGCUGCAAUAACAUGUUUCAUGCAUAUGUCUAUGUUUGAUGUUUUUAUAGUUUUAAUGGUUUAAUCCACAGUUAUAUGUUUUUGAUUUAGAUAUGUGAUAUAUUUUUAUACAUAUGUGAGGCAUUGAAUUUUGCCAUUUAUUAUGUUGUAAACUGCUUCAAACCCAUUUUAGAAAAAUUCAGAGUUUAUGACCCAUAAUUUUAAAACUAUUUUAAUGUAAUUCAAGUCAUUGAAUCUGAAACCAUCUGGGUUGUCUUUUUGGACCUCUGAAAGACAGCUUUAAUAUCAUGGGUCGCAAAGCAAAACCCUGAAUUUUUCCAAAAUGGUUUUGAUGCCUGGCUUAAACGAUGGCAUGAAUGUGUACAAAUUGAUGAUGACUAUGUUGAAUGGUAGUCUGGUGUAGAGGAAGUUCAGACUAUGAUCUGUAGCAACUUCUGCUGUUAUAUGUUCAUUCAUAACGUUUUUAUGACACAGGAGGCAAAACUUUUUGACCCACCCGUGUGUGUAUAUAUGUGUGUGUGUAGGGAGGGAGAGGGAGAGAGAGAGGGUAUAUAUUGGAUUGUGAAUAGUGUUAUAACUCCAUGGGGAAAACAUAUGCAGAUACAUUUCUUGCCUCAAUAUAAAUGAAUUGAUUGCAUCGUAUUACAGUUUGGAGCUUUUACUAGGUGUGCUGUAUCAGUCAUUGUCUUUCAUUAUUUUAUCUGUGGCUCUUCCAUCUUCUCUCAAACAGCAGAAAAUUCUAUCUUUUUUUUUCCAAAAAAAGAACUGCCGUGUUGUGUAAUCAUCCCAGUCAUGAAGAUUCAUCUAUCCCUUUAAAAUGGUGGGAACUGAAAUGAUUGGUAUCUUAUAGGAAAAGUUAACCUGUUACAGGGCAACAUAUAUUGAUUGAAAUCAUCAGCUGGGCUGAGGUGGCACAAUGGGUUAAACCCUUGUGCCGGCUGAACUGCUGAGCUGAAGGUUGGUGGUUUGAAUCCGCGAGACGGAGUGAGCUCCCAUCUGUUCUGAUGCGGGGACAUGAGAGAAGCCUCCCAGCAGGAUGGUAACACAUCCGGGCAUCCCCUGGACAACGUCUUCGUAGACGGCCGAUUCUCUCGCACCAGAAGUGACUUGCAAUAUGUUCUCAAUUCACUUCUGACAGAAUAAAAAAUAAUAAUAAUCUGGAUAGCCUUUUAUAAGGCUUUGUUUUAUUUUAAGUGAGCUUUUAUUUUGCAUUUAAACACUUGUACAUGGCUAUUAGUGGAUCUAGUCUAAAUGUAUGACAUCUGCAAUCCAAUGCAACUGAGUUCGCAAUCACAAUAAGCCAUUAAUUUAAAAUGGCUUUGAAGAAGAGAUGGGAAAAUUCAUGGAGUUAAGAUCUACAACAGCUGUUAGCAGUGCUGUUGGGAGAUACUAUAGCUUGAAGCAGAUUUGGAGGGGGUGUUGAGGAAGAAAGAGGAAUUGCUGAAGACUGCAACCUUCUCUUCCACAAAUAGAAACCUUCCAUUGACAGAAGUAAAUGAUAUGGAUUUCAUCCAAUUAGUUUAGAGUUAGUACUAUUCUAUUAUAGCAAAGGUAAAGGUAAAGGCUUUCCCCUGACAUUAAAUCUAGUAGUGUCCGACUCUGAGGGUUGGUGCUCAUCUCCAUUUUUAAGAUGAAAAACCGGCAUUGUCCAUAGACACCUCCAGGGUCAUGUGGCCGGCAUGACUGCAUGGAACGCCGUUACCUUCCCGCCAGAGCAGUACCUAUUGAUCUACUCACAUUUGCAUGUUUUCGAACUGCUAGGUUGGCAGAAGCUGGGGUGAACAGCGGGAGCUCACCCGGUUCCCCUGAUUCAAACCAACGACCUUUCAGUCAGCAAGUUCAGCAGCUCAGUGGUUUAACCCACUGCGCCACCGGGGGCUCCAAUCUGUUCUAGCACCAAUUUAUUUAUUAAUUCCCCACCUUUCCUCAGCCCCGGAUUCUAGGUGGCUUACAAAAAUUAAAACAGGUACAACUAAAUGUACACUUCAUGGAGACGGUAAUAGACAAUAAAAUUACGUAUAGAAUGAAAAGCAUACCUAUUUUAAAAGAAAAGCAAAACAAAAUAAUAUAUUACUUUCCAUAUGAUCAGUGAGUUCUCAAAGACCUGCUGAAACAAACAAAAAUUUGUUGCCUGACUAGGAAAGUUCCUAUAGAUCCAAUCAAGCUUACUAAAGUUGGACCACAAUUGGCAUAAUGGCCAACAUGCUCCAAACUAUAGCACAAAUUAUGCAAGAAAAAGGAAAUAAAGAAAGAAUAUGAAUCAUUAAAAUCAAGAUAUAUUGUACCUUCCUCCCAUACUACUCACACAAUAUACAAGGAGACAGCCUGUUCUUUUACUAUGUAGAUUAGUAAUAUGUGUCUCUUACUAUACAAAUGUACAAUCAGCCGUGGACUUCAUUACUUACAUUGUUACCUUAAUCUGUUUAAUUAUCCCGUGUUUUGGAUCUGCUAUGUAACUUUAAACUGUAUUCUUCAUUCUCCCAAACAAUACGAAAAGGGCAUUACACAGUUAAUACUUAAUGUAUGUAUUUGUUUGGUGAAAGCUCUCUCCUGAAUAUCCAUACAUAAAGCAAUGUAAUUUGAAUAUGCUUACUUUCAUCUACUCCAAACACAUUUAUUGUUCUUUUACCUUGACAUCUUACCUGGUUUUCAUGUAUUAUACAUGAAACACAUGUAUAAGCAAAUAAAUAAAUAGGUCAUCUUUAA
Messenger RNA from Anolis carolinensis (green anole), 10098 nucleotides. RefSeq names its product cholecystokinin A receptor (gene cckar). Gene Ontology annotation, cellular component: plasma membrane. Gene Ontology annotation, molecular function: neuropeptide receptor activity; cholecystokinin receptor activity. Gene Ontology annotation, biological process: neuropeptide signaling pathway. The record is from RefSeq and is a predicted model, not a curated record. NCBI's taxonomy places the organism in Eukaryota, Metazoa, Chordata, Lepidosauria, Squamata, Anolidae. The coding region runs from base 542 to 1834 and encodes 430 amino acids. The transcript is spliced from 5 exons.